Echinops telfairi (small Madagascar hedgehog) is the source of this 3499-nucleotide messenger RNA. It is a transcript of the gene VDR, whose product is annotated as vitamin D receptor. Gene Ontology annotation, biological process: cell differentiation; negative regulation of transcription by RNA polymerase II; multicellular organism development. NCBI's taxonomy places the organism in Eukaryota, Metazoa, Chordata, Mammalia, Afrosoricida, Tenrecidae. Gene Ontology annotation, molecular function: nuclear receptor activity; zinc ion binding; vitamin D response element binding. Gene Ontology annotation, cellular component: nucleus. The record is from RefSeq and is a predicted model, not a curated record. The transcript is spliced from 8 exons. The coding region runs from base 1 to 1137 and encodes 378 amino acids.
AUGGCGCGAAGCAUGAAGCGGAAGGCCCUGUUCACCUGCCCCUUUAACGGGGACUGCCGCAUCACCAAGGACAACCGGCGCCACUGCCAGGCCUGCCGCCUCAAGCGCUGUGUGGACAUCGGCAUGAUGAAGGAGUUCAUCCUGACGGACGAGGAGGUGCAGCGGAAGCGGGAGAUGGUGCUGAAGCGGAAGGAGGAGGAGGCGCUGAAGGACAGCCUGCGGCCCCGGCUGUCAGAGGAGCAGCAGCGCAUCAUCGCCAUCCUGCUGGAUGCCCACCACAAGACCUACGACCCCACCUACGCCGACUUCAGCCAGUUCCGGCCUCCCAUUCACGGGGAAGACCAUGAAGAGAGCCGCCCCUCCAGCUCCUCCUCACCAGAGACCCCCAGCUUCUCGGGAGACUCCUCCUCCUCGGACCACUACUCCGCCUCGCCAGACCUGAUGGGGCCGCCUAGCUUCUCCAGCUUGGACCUGAGCAGAGACGAUUCUGAUGACUCUUCGAUGACUCUAGGCCUGUCCCAGCUCUCCAUGCUGCCCCACCUGGCUGACCUGGUCAGUUACAGCAUCCAAAAGGUCAUCGGCUUUGCCAAGAUGAUACCAGGGUUCAGGGACCUCACCUCAGAGGACCAGAUAGUGCUGCUCAAGUCCAGUGCCAUCGAGGUCAUCAUGCUGCGCUCCAACCAGUCCUUCACCAUGGACAACAUGUCCUGGGCCUGCGGCAGCGAGGACUACACCUACCGAAUCAACGAUGUAACCAAAGCCGGACACAACCUGGAGCUGAUCGAGCCCCUCCUCAAGUUCCAGGUGGGGCUGAAGAAGCUGAACCUGCACGAGGAGGAGCACGUCUUGCUCAUGGCCAUCUGCAUCGUCUCCCCAGACCGGCCCGGGGUGCAGGACGCGGCGCUCAUCGAAGCCAUCCAGGACCGCCUGUCCAACACGCUGCAGACCUACAUCCGCUGCCGCCACCCGCCCCCGGGCAGCCACCUGCUCUACGCCAAGAUGAUCCAGAAGCUGGCCGACCUGCGCAGCCUCAAUGAGCAGCACUCCAAGCAGUACCGCUGCCUGUCCCUCCAGCCCGAGAACAGCAUGCAGCUCACGCCCCUGCUGCUCGAGGUGUUCGGAAACGAGAUCUCCUGACCAGGGUGGCCUCUGGGGCCCUCCCCAGGGAGCCUCGGGCUGCCCAGCAGCCUUGCCCACACCCCCUGGAGUCCGUCCCCUACCCCCUGUCCAGGCCCUGUUCCUCUGGCCCAUCCUCAGCCCCAGGCCGCCCUCUCCUGCAGGCCCCGGGUCACCCCAUCCCAGCAGACCUCAGUCCAGCGGAGUUGCUCUUUGGCCCAGAAACUCAAGCGGGGCAGAAGGCAGAACCCCGCCCGGGGAUGCCCCCACACACCUGAGGCGACUGAUGUUAAGGGAGCAGGCAGACAGGAGGAAAGCGCCCAUUCCUCAGGGACCAAGCAACCGGUACCUUCUCCUCCCACUGUCCAGAGCCCUGGGGGGCUCUUUGCUCCUCCUACCCACCCCAGUCCCACCCCCUCCUGCUGUGGGGUCCCAGAACAACCUGCCAGUCAAGGACACUCACCAUCAAGGAUGACCAAAACAAGGUGACUGAGGUCACACCUGUCCCCUCCCCCCACCCCCACAGCCCAAGAUACCUGUCCGGUUCUUCAGUGCCCCUGCCCUCCCGUCAGCGCCCCUGUGGUAGCUUCACCUUCUCCCAGAGGGACCUCUUUCCCUCCAUUCCUGGGACCACCUGCCCAGAACCCCACUCAGCCUGAGGCCCUAGGAGGGAAGAAAGCAGGGCUUGGACAGCGGAGAGUGGCCACACCUGGCCUCACGGAAAAGUAGUGGAUGGUGGAUGGUGGCCACCGAGCCACGACUCUUCCACCUGGAGCCUGAGGGGCUGGUGUGGCAGGAGCCCUCCCUCUACCACCAGCGAUCCCUGUGGCUGGCCUGAGUUGUCCCCAAGCAGGAAAGCACCCAGCACCGCCCUUACCCUUCACCCCACCAGUGCCUUACCCCACCCUACCCCACCCCUGCCCCAGCAGAGAGAACCUGCCUCCCUGGCCCGGACACCACCACCUGCAGUGGUGGAGCCUCACCCUGUGAUGGAAUUGCCCCCCCACCCCACCUCCUGACCAGCCUGGAGCCUGGAGACACCAUGCCCGCUCUGCUUAGCAGCUGGGUCCCGGGUGGGGAGGGGGUGUCUUUUCCCCCUUGCAGGAUGGGUGAUGAAGACAUGCAGGCCCCGGUGCCCCAGGUCCUGCUCCUGACGCGGCAGUCCUAAGACUGCAGGAGGGAAGGCCGGGAAGGGGAGGGAGUUGACCUCGGACGCUGGUCCGAGAGAGUAUUUAGGGGUGCGGUAGUGUAGGGCGGGUCCCCUUCUCCCCCUCACUCCACCUCCCAAAAGCCUCAGGGGGCCCAUGAGGCAGGACAGGGAAGGGCGCCUUCCUUGUGACUCCUGUGCCAGCCCAGGAAGUGGGAACUCUUGGCCACUUUGCUCCACUUGCACUUUGGGAUGAGCGUGAGCUGUAGGUGGGAGGGGCCUGUGUGGCAGGAGGCUCUUCCACCAGGAGUCAUGGGAGCUUGGGGACCCCAGCUGUACCUGCUCUGUCAGCACUGGACAUAGCGGGAGUGUGGCGCCCAAGCCUCUAGAGGAGGCACCUCCUAAGGCUCCUGGGAGGAAUCUGACUCUGCCUCAGAAAGCAUCACGGAGUCCUUAGCCCGUGCUGCCCCGUAUGCUUCAGGUGGGAGACACCUGGACGGCACAGUGCGUUUUGCAGAACGCCCUCCCUACGGGCCGGCGAGUGUUUUCAGAAUCAGGUUCCAUGGUCGCAAGUACCCCGCGGAUCAAGGGAUGUUGACAGCGGGGAGGACUUACCUGGUGAUCAAUCUAUACGUUCAUUCUUGUUAUUGGCACAAAACAGGGAGAGCCCCUUCUUGUGUGAGUCCAGCUGCAGGACACAUGGGCCCAACUUGCUUUUCAGUAGGAGAGAAAGCUGGGAAAUUGCUGACAGCGUUCAACCCCUCGUUCGGGGAAGCUGGCUCUUCUUCACGAAGAGUGAGUGGCUCGUGUAACUGUGAGAGGUAGGUAACACCAGGACUGGCUGUGGACUCUAGCCCAGGGCUCUCUUCACACAGCACCCUGAGCUCAGCACCACUGCCCACCCCUAGUGGCUGACCCCAGCCUCAGAACCCAUGCAUAGGGUGGCACUGAGUCAGAAUUGACUCGAUGGCAGUGACCGGAAUGGAGGGGCCAAGCCAAUCCCUGGGGGGCAGCCCUGAGUUCUAGACAGAGCGAGCCUGGAUCCUAGGUCCCUUCUGUCCUUCCCUGCUGGCCCAUCAGAAAAGGGGGGGGGUCACCUCAGCCUUCAUUUCAAUGUGAAUCAGAUUCCCGCCCCCUGCCCCACCUCCCGUGUUGCCCUGGCCCUGUGGGGCCUCUGCCUCUGUCCUGUAUCAUGCUGUUGCCUUACCAAUAAAAUGCAUUUGUGUUUGUAAUGUC